GGCGCUCAACUAGUUCGAACCUUGUCCACGCCGCGGUGUCCAAUUAAUUAAGGCGCACGAGUGGCCGUAAUGUAAUUAUGUCCAAUCAGCCCCUGCAGUGCCGCCAGUUCCUGGACUGGAUUGGAUGUGGACAAGGUGAUCGGCGCGAUCGUCAGUUGUGCGAGCGUCUGGCUAGCGGGCGGACAUGGAUUUCGACGAGGUGCUGCGGGAGGUGGGCUCCUUCGGGCUCUACCAGAAGGUCAUCAUUUGCUCGGUGCUACUGCCCGCCGCCCUGCCCUGCGCUUUCCACGCCUAUAGUCAGUUGUUCAUAGCGGCCACACCGCAGCACUUUUGUCGGGUCCCGGAAUUGGAACCGUGGGCCCGGGACUACGUGCAGCUUAUAAAGAACCUGAGCAUUCCGCGCAAUCGCAAUGGGGCCUAUGCCGAGUGCUCCAUGUACGCGAGGAAUUACAGUGAUAUUGUGCGCAAUCUGGAAUAUCGGCAGCCCUCGGAUUUGGUUCGUCAACAGGUCGAGGAUUUGCUUAAGUUGCAGCCGGAUACAGCUCAGGUGGUGCCAUGUCAGCAUGGCUGGCACUACGACAAGUCCAUAUACUCCAGUACAGUGGUUCAGGAGUGGAACCUUGUUUGCGACCGUAGCUUCCUGGUUACCCUGGCUCUCGUGGUCUUCGGCGUGGGCGGACUGCUAGGUAACUAUGUAUUCGGAUAUCUGGUAGAUCUGUGGGGCAGGCGUCCCUCCUUUUACGCCUACUUGCUGCUUGAGAUCACCGCCUGUGCGGCUAGUGCCUUCGCCUGGAACUACUACACCUGGCUGGGACUGCGCUUUGUGGUCGGUCUGACGGUCCCAGCGAUCCUGGCCAGUCCCUAUGUCCUGGCCAUCGAGCUGGUGGGUCCGGAGAGGCGAGUUUUCUGCACCAUCGUCUCAAAUAUCGCCUAUUCCUUGGGCCUGGUGGUGCUGGCCGGAGUUAUCUACGUGGUCCGCGAUUGGCGGGAGCUCAGUUUGGCAGUAUCCAUGCCCUUGCUGAUGCUCUUCUCCUGCUUCUUCGUGUUGCCGGAGUCACCGAGAUGGCUGAUGGCCGUGGGAAAGACCAGGAGGGCCAUGAAAAUCCUCAAAGUGAUGGCCAGAGUGAAUGGAGUGCGUGUGAACCGAGAUUUUGUGGAGCGACUGCAGCGGAAAUUGGCUAGCUCGAGAGCUUCGGAGGCGGAAUCAUCUUCGAGUACCCACUACGGAAUUCUGGACUUGUUCCGGGGACCCAAUAUGCGCCGGAAGACCCUGAUCAUCACGCUCAUUUGGUUUGCCAACACGAGUGUCUACGUGGGAUUGAGUUACUAUGCUCCUGCCCUCGGAGGCGAUGAGAUCUGGAACUUCUUUCUGGCCGGGGCGGUGGAACUGCCCACGUACCUGCUGCUCUGGCCGGGAUUGAGCUACUUUGGAAGGCGCUGGAUCCUGUUCAUCUCGAUGCUGGUGGGCGGAGUGGCCUGCGUGGCCACGUUCCUCUAUCCGGACAUCACGCUGCUGCUCUACUGCGUCGGCAAGAUGGGCAUUAGUUCGUCCUUCGUGGUCCUGCCGCUCCUGGCUUCGGAACUGUAUCCCACGGUGGUGCGGGGAUUGGGCAUGAGCUUCAGCUCGGUGGUGGCCAUGGUGGGACCCAUAGUUAUUCCAAUGAUUAAUCAUAUGGGCCAGCAAAUGCUCGUCCUGCCUUUGAUUGUGAUGGGAGCUCUGCUGAUCCUGGGAGGAUUUGCCAGCCUGCUGCUGCCGGAGACCCGGAACCGCAAUCUUCCCCAGACUCUGGAUGAGGGCGAGGCAGUGCCCCUGAGUUUCCUCCUCUGCUGCUGCGUGGAAAGUGAGCGAAAACCCAACAAUAUUCGGGUGAAUCCCCAGAGAAGGAUUAUUCCGGAGGGCGGAAGACCGGCAUUCCAUCGCGUGGACACGCCUGUUUCCGGUAGAAUUGCCUGCAAGGUGGUUUGUAGCAUUUGUAAUAAGGAAAUGCGUACUCUUUAGUUAGUCAAAAGUUGUUAACAUAGCAAAUUCAAUUAAAGUUUGAAAAUAUCGAUUUCUUUUUACUUUAUGGCGGCAUUAAAUUGUGUGCCAUCUGGCAACGCUGCAUGUUAUGUAUGUUUGUAUGGGCUUACAGUGGUUGUGGAUUAUUUGAAUUCGAACUUUUUAUAGCAAUUUAGAAUACUUUGUGAAAUGUUAAAAUAGUUGCAUAAAUUAAAUGUUAUGCCUAAAAUGUGUAAACAUGAAGAAAAUAUUUAAUCAUUUGGGGAAACUUGUACCUUAAUGUGCGUUUAAAAUUAGUAAAUUAGUACUCCCAAAAUUUAGAUGUCCAUAUUUUAUUUUCACACCUAAAACAUAUUAACGGUUAUUUUACAAGGAUUUUGAAUAAAAUUCUUUUUAUAAUUCUUAACUUUGUAAUGUGUAUAUACGUGUUUUAAAAGAGUUGGCAGGCCAACCGGCAAAUUUAAAUGGUCCAAAAUCAAUGCAAAUAAACGAACAAUUGGACAUCUAUCAACACCAAUUAAAGUAGCAUAUUUCUUUAGAUCCAACACAAUUUGUACUCCAAUGACCUCGCAAGUACAUAAUAUAAACGCGAACAUUUGCAUUAACCUUAAUAAGUUAUUAUGGGUCGUCGAAAAAUGAUAAGGGACCGCAACCGCUUGUUUAUGCACAUAUAGAAGCUUCAAGAAACAUUCCGGUUGAACUGGUCUAAUCGCAAUUUUAAGCCAAUUUAAAGGUGACUCAUUGGAAGAUUUUCAAACCAUAACACACGAAUACCAGCAUAAAGAUACACCGCAUGUUCUGGCUUUUCACCUUUGGAUUUGGCCAGAUAAUUGGGAAGUUACGAGCGGGUUAAAGUUCCCUUUGAAGAAGUGUUUUCUAACAUCUGGGUCUUUAACUUAUUAUGCCCAAUGUCAACAAGUUUUGACUGCCGCGUGCUUUUUUCACCGCCCCUCCCACCCCUUGAAAAACCUCACACAAAAGCGUUGCUAUGCAUACACACACAGGCUCACUCACACACAUGUCGAUUAUGCAAGCUAAAAAAAAUAAUACAACCAAAAGAAAGCGAGAAAUAUGGAUCUUUCGUAUGUUUUUUACAGUUCUUUUAAUGUAAUGCAUGUAUGAUGGUCUAAAACAAUAGUUUACAAAUUAUAAAAACGUUUUCAACAAUUUUGGUACAUCGAACGAUCGAAUCGAAAUCAAGUAGUUAUGGUCUCAUCUUGUUUACGUUUUGAAUGGAGGAUGGUUUGAGGUCGGGGUCACAUCGAAAAGUCGGAAAUUCGGGAAAAUCGGUAGGAGCUAGUGCUAAAAAUAUAUUCCUCUGUCUUCGCGACCUGGCAAUGACUUCUUCUGGAGUGUCUGCGUUAUUCCCCUAAUCACCUCGCUUCAAAUUCUUCCGAAAACCGUAUAUAUAUAUCGUAUAUAGUGUGUAUUACGAGCGCAUAUAUCUAUAGAUACAUCUGUGUAUGUUCUUGGGAGGGCGGCAAAAAUUAGAAUGUGUGUUGUUUGGACUGUUGUUCUUUUUUUUCUUUGUUGGUUAAGGAAACGUGCUUUAAUCGCUUUGGAAAAUACAUUUGACGGUUCCAAACUAUGACUAUUAGAUUAAGAUUGAAGGGUUCCCUUAGUAUGUUAAGUAUAGUUAUUAUGCUUAUGUGUUCUGUUCAGCGCUCACUCGGAUGCCUUUAUUUUUUGUAUUUUAGUAUAGUGUGUAGCAUGACCCCCAAAAAGUGGCUGAAGGGAGCACGAAGGAUGGCCCAUCCAGGGCAGAACGGCCACAGA
This is a messenger RNA of Drosophila takahashii, 3775 nucleotides long. RefSeq names its product Beta-alanine transporter (gene Balat). Gene Ontology annotation, molecular function: transmembrane transporter activity. NCBI's taxonomy places the organism in Eukaryota, Metazoa, Arthropoda, Insecta, Diptera, Drosophilidae. Gene Ontology annotation, biological process: transmembrane transport. The record is from RefSeq and is a predicted model, not a curated record. Gene Ontology annotation, cellular component: membrane.